GGUAAUUGGAGACAAAGACCAAGAUGGAUUUUAUUGGGGUGAAUUACGAGGAAGACGUGGCUUCGUUCCACAUAAUAUGGUAUCGGAGAUUGAUGAUAACCAAAUCACGCAACAAGGAGCAAAUAUGACUGGUACUGGUAGUGGUGGUAGCAGGAAUCCUCCAACUGGUUCUAUUAGUGGUCUUCAACAAAGUGUGCGCAAUGUUAGCCGUGAUCGCUGGGGAGAUAUCUAUUGCAAUAUGCCUGUGAAGCGAAUGAUCGCACUUUAUGAUUACGAUCCACAAGAACUGAGUCCAAACGUUGACGCCGAACAAGUGGAAUUAUGUUUUAAGACUGGAGAAGUAAUACUUGUAUAUGGCGAAAUGGACGAAGACGGCUUUUAUAUGGGGGAAUUGGAUGGAGUCCGAGGGUUGGUCCCAUCGAAUUUCUUAACAGAAGCACCAGAACAAUAUAAUAAUUCAACCGGAACAGCCAGUACGAGUGGUCAGAAUGCACAAAGAAACUCAAAUACCACAAUCCCUUCAUCAACUUCAACUCAGCGUCAUAAUCAACCGUCAGGACCAGGGGCGAAAGGGCCACCACCACCUCCACGUGAAAUCGGUUCCAUAGGUAUUAGUCAGGGUAUGAUGAAUUCUGGAUUAAAUCAAAUAAAUCAACGUCCAGUUCUUGGAAAUACAUUUGGCGGUAAUUCAAUGCGAGGUAUGUUAAAUACGAAAUCAUAAAUGUGACCUGAAAACCAAACUACCAUUAAAAAGACCUACUGCAAAAUAUAAUCCUGAUAUAAACGUACAAUUCAAAUGAAAAUAUAUGAUAUUUUUCAAUUCGUUCCAACAACAUUUUUAGAAAAGUUUUUUUCCACAAAAUUCUUCAACAGCCUAGAGCGCGAAAUUUUAUCUAAGACUUGAGAACCUACUUUCUGUUAAUAUUAUGGGGUCAAAAUGCAUUUUUAAAAAUUCUAAAAUGUAUAAAAUAGAAUGUUUUGAUGAAUUUGUUGCAUAUUAUAGGUAUAUGUCGUUAGCACUACCUGGAAUAGUGCUUAUUAAACAUAACAUUUUGAAAAAUUGAACUCGAAUAGUCCAUAUUGUUUAUACAGUCAAAAUUGAUCGAAUUCAGUCAUUGAAAUAUGUUUGGAAGUGAAUUAUAGUGCGGCAAAAUCAUGUUUCAUAUUCGUAUUUUGGCCCAACGUUCAUUGCUCACAAUGUGCUAUGCAAAUGACACUGUUCCAGCAUACGAUGCAUUCAAAUGGGUGUAUACCAAAGUGGAAUCACAUUAGUUUUGCUCUUAAAGUAUUCUAACUUCGAAUGAGAUUAAUUUGUGGAGGUCUAUCGUAUCUUUGGUACAAAACCUUCAUUUUUGAUCAUAAAAUUGGAAUGAAAAUUUUGCAUUGAAAUGUGUUUUUUUUUCAUCACCAGUGGCAAGUGUUUGAUGGAAAAUGACGAUUACCAUCAUUUUUUGUCGAUAUGGUUGUGCGAAGAUAUUUAUAUAUUAACUGAAAUUGUCAUUUUUCAAUAAAUUCACAUAAUGACCUACCUAGCUUUUGCGGCACUAUCUAGCGUUGAGCUAUCGGCGUGAAAAUUUACACACGUUAUUUGCCCACCAUAUGGAAAGUAUUCCGGGGUGAGAGCGAAAAAAUUUCAACUUUUGUUCUUUGGGGGCCAGUCUAAUUAGGACCUUUUUUACUCUUCACUUUUUUGGCGAAAAUCUUGAGCAGAUCGAAAGAAUUUUUUCGGCGAAAAAAAGUAAAGAGAAAAAAAGGUCCUUAUAAUUUCCAAAAUUGUUGAGGGUUCUCAAAAAUAUUUUGGGGAGAAGAAGGUCCCUAGGAACCUUCGCUAUCAACUAUGGUCGAAAAACAAUUUAUUAGUUUAACCAUUACAUUUUACGAACGAAAAAAAAACAAGGCUUUGUUUUUGACGAAAACCAAAUAUAAUAUUUAUGGGAAUCA
This is a messenger RNA of Contarinia nasturtii (swede midge), 1941 nucleotides long. Its product is annotated as RIMS-binding protein 2-like. Bases 77 to 721 code for a protein of 214 amino acids. NCBI's taxonomy places the organism in Eukaryota, Metazoa, Arthropoda, Insecta, Diptera, Cecidomyiidae. The transcript is spliced from 3 exons. Gene Ontology annotation, molecular function: protein binding. The record is from RefSeq and is a predicted model, not a curated record. Gene Ontology annotation, biological process: neuromuscular synaptic transmission.